Pseudophryne corroboree (corroboree frog) is the source of this 3225-nucleotide messenger RNA. RefSeq names its product serine/threonine-protein phosphatase PP1-gamma catalytic subunit-like. NCBI's taxonomy places the organism in Eukaryota, Metazoa, Chordata, Amphibia, Anura, Myobatrachidae. Gene Ontology annotation, cellular component: cytoplasm; nucleus. Gene Ontology annotation, molecular function: protein serine/threonine phosphatase activity. The coding region runs from base 225 to 1211 and encodes 328 amino acids. The transcript has 7 exons. The record is from RefSeq and is a predicted model, not a curated record.
GUUCGAAGACUUCGUCACUGGCGGCCUAUAGGGAGCGGCCGGUCCGGGCCACGCAUGCGCGCUGUGUCACCUCCAUUCACAGAGAGAAGGGAGCGCGACCGGGGGGAGUCAGGAGGAGGAGGUGCCGCGCGUGACGUCACUGGCCGGCGGAGACCGAGAGAGACCGGCAGCUCCCACGUGACGCUCGCACCCGCCUCACCCCGGCAACCACCGCAGCAGCGACCAUGGGCGACGCCGAGAAGCUCAACAUCGACUCCAUCAUCCAGCGGCUGCUCGAGGUUAAAGGCUGUCGGCCGGGGAAGAACGUUCAGCUGUCGGAGAACGAGAUCCGGGGCUUGUGUUUGAAGUCUCGGGAGAUCUUCCUGAGCCAGCCCAUCCUCCUGGAGUUGGAGGCCCCGCUAAAGAUUUGUGGUGAUGUUCACGGGCAAUAUUAUGACCUUCUAAGACUGUUUGAAUAUGGAGGAUUUCCCCCGGAGAGUAACUACCUGUUCCUGGGGGACUAUGUGGACCGUGGCAAGCAGUCCCUGGAAACUAUCUGCUUACUGCUGGCUUACAAGAUAAAAUACCCUGAGAACUUCUUCCUUCUGCGCGGGAACCAUGAGUGCGCCAGCAUCAACCGCAUCUACGGGUUCUACGAUGAGUGUAAAAGACGAUAUAAUAUCAAGCUGUGGAAGACGUUUACAGACUGCUUUAACUGCUUACCCGUCGCUGCAAUUGUGGAUGAGAAGAUCUUCUGCUGUCACGGAGGCCUGUCCCCCGACCUGCAAUCGAUGGAGCAGGUACGAAGGAUAUUGCGUCCCACGGACGUCCCGGACCAGGGGCUCCUGUGCGAUCUCCUUUGGUCUGACCCAGACAAGGACGUCCUUGGCUGGGGAGAAAAUGACCGCGGGGUCUCCUUCACCUUCGGGGCUGAUGUUGUAGCAAAGUUCCUUCACAAACACGACUUGGACCUGAUCUGCCGAGCUCAUCAGGUGGUGGAGGAUGGCUACGAGUUCUUUGCAAAGCGACAGCUGGUGACGCUGUUCUCCGCACCCAACUACUGCGGUGAAUUUGACAACGCCGGGUCCAUGAUGAGUGUGGAUGAAUCGCUCAUGUGUUCUUUCCAGAUCCUAAAGCCUGCUGACAAGAAGUUGUUUGCUUAUGGGGGUGCAAAUCAGACCCGUCCAGUUACCCCGCCUCGAAACUCUGCCAAAAACAAGCAGAAGAAGUGACCCUUAGUGACACCUUCCGGCUCCCUCCCCAACCACCCCCACUCCCAAAUCCCUGACACGCUGACACUGACCUCCCUCCAGGACUCCUAGAAUCUAUCCACCCUCCCUCGGAGGUGGUAGAUCCUGCUGGGCCAGGAGACUCCAUGUUACCUCACACUGACACAAGGGGCUCGAGGGGAAGGGAUGAAGAACACCUGCUACAGGAGCCGUUUCUCUGCCUUAAUCUUUCGGAUGCGGCCGGUGGGAAGCGUUUUCCUUUGUUGGGACUGUCUCAGAAGCCGCUGGGUAAGGGAUGAAUAACUAGAUUCUCAUGGCGGUGCCUUUUUGCUGCAACGUGAUGACUCUACAGCACAUGUGACCUCAGGGUUCCAACAUUACCAUCUGCUCGUACGUCUGCAUUUCAUCCCGUGUCUGGACCCAAGUCUGGUGUAAGGGUGCGUCCAAACGCCCAGACGCAGUCUGGACUAGCCAGCAUCGCACGGACAAAUGUCUCACACGGUGUACGAUUCUCUAGAGCGCAGAUGGGCAUCGCUUGUGCAACCACAAGUCCCAGCACUUUUUACAUGACAUGCUGGUACUUGUAGUUUUGCACCUGCUGGAGAGUGGUAAGUUACCCAACUCUGCUCUAGAUGGAUAUUUGAGGGGGGGGGGGGGGGGUGCGUAUCAAGUAGUGUUAUAAUUCAAGAGCAGCCAUGAUGUCUAAUGGCAAGUGUCAGUGGUGCCAUCUUUGCUGAGGGCAUUCCCAUAUCCAUUAUGCGCUGCAACCCAGAAUAUGGCAACGGGAGUAUUUUUAGCCCAAAUAUCAAAAUGACGUAAAGCCAGCUGGAAAGUCACAUGUCGAUCAUCUAUUGAUCAUAGUCCCCCCAGCUUGUAAGGCUUUAUAUAUAGUCUGGCUGCCAAUCUCCCGAGUGACGGCGUCCUUUCUGUGACUGUAUGCAAAGUGCUUUCUCCAGUGACACCAGAUCCCCUGCAGGUGGCGUUCUGAGCUUCAGGUAGUAGUAUGGUAGCGGUGAGAUGUUACACUGGCGGAAGUACUGGAGACGGCAUUUUGGAAGCCGGCAUUAGACGGAACGGACCUCUGGCAAUUGGCCUUAUCAGGUAUUUGUGUUUCAAGAUUAAGGGUACAUAUUUUCAUACUAACGUGACCGUGUGUCUUCACUUGUGUGUACUGUACCAGUCCGCUAAAUAGAACUGUGCAACAACCACUAGAAAAUCAGAUUACUGCUGUAGUAUCUUGCACAGCCGCUGCGACUGAAUGCGGCCUUCCUAUAUCGCUGAACAUUUCACGGUUAAAGGUUACCAGUAGCAUACGCACAGCGCAGGUGGACAUCCUAGGGACCUAGUGACGUAACUGAGGUCUGGACGUUGCUAGCUGCCAGUGACCGGAUUGGCGGUUGCGCUAUGGCCGCCCGGCGUGUGGGUGACCGGUGCAUGGAAUACUUGUGCGUGUGUAUGCUGGAACCACGGAAACGGUUUCCUGAACUGCUGCUGUUUCCAUCCUAAAGAUUUCCUCUGUAAAUUCUUUUUAUUUUAUUUUUAACAGUUACUUUGUAGUCAGUGGACCAGCUGCGUGCGGUGAUGAAAUCUGUAUGUACUUUGUAUGUAAGGGAUCAUGUAUGUACAUUUUGAGAAAUACCCAUUAAACUUUGAUAAUUGAGAGGAUACAUUAGCUCUUUAUCUGCUCAGGGACAAAUAGAUAUGCUGACAUUUACAGUGAACUGAGUAUUAUAGGAGGUGAUGACUUGUAGCCCGCUCUGUUGGACUUUAUAUCCCACCAUCCUCUGUUACCGGCUAGAGAUGGUAGGGGUUGUAGUUCUGCAAGUGCUCUCCCUGCUGUACACUGAUCACAUACCUGUCCCGAACGGACAACAUUCCUGGAAGGAUGGACGCACUGGCUUGGCUGGAAUUGAGCGGGAGUAUAACUUUUUGUGUUUCUUUACCCUGUUGAAACUGAGCUCUGGCUUUUUAUUGAGAUCUUUUUAUCUUGUCCGAAAUGAAAUGAAUGUAGAAAUGA